AUGUCAGGCCAUGUAUCUCAUAGUACACCAUUAUCAAUAUCAACUUCUAGGAGUAAUACCCCUGGUGAAGAAAUUGAUAAAUCUACCGGAAAUAUACUAAUAAAUAUCGAUCCCUAUGCUAUACUACUAAAAGAUGGAUCUACUAAAGCCACCAUAUACCCUAUCUCAUCUCCCAAUGACAUAUCACCCAAUCUACUAGCAUUUCUAUGGGAUGAAUAUAAUAUGGAAAUUGAAAAAGGCGAAACUCUAACUUUCUAUGAACCAUUAUCAUUCGAAUCAUUUAUUUCCCAUUGGUUUGAUUCAACCAGUAUAGUGGCCAUAAUGGCUGUCGGUGAUGAAACCAACAUGGAUGACCUUGGUAAUGAUGAAUUACAUGAAUGGCCUAGUGAAUUACUUGGAAUUUUCAAUAUUAAGCCAAAUUUCCCUGGUUGUCAAAGAAGUGGACAUAUAUGUACUGGAGAAUUUUUAGUCAAUGCUGGGAUAAGGGGUCGAGGGAUUGGCAAGACUUUAACGGACUGUUUUAUGCAAUGGGCUCUUAAAUUGGGUUAUACUUAUGUUAUAUUUAAUCUAGUACUAGAAACUAAUGUUGCAGCAAGAAAAUUAUGGGAAUCACUUAAUUUUUCCAGAUUAGGAAAAAUUAAUAAUGUGGCUAUUAUGGGUCAUGAUGAUCAAGAACGUGAAUUAGUUGAUGGAAUAAUAUAUGGGAAAAGUAUUGAAAAUACUAUAGGGGAAUCAAGUAACAGGGACAGGAAAACCCCGGAAUCGGAAUCGGAUUCAAAUAAUAGUAAAUUUGAAAAUUUGAAAUAUUAUUUACAGACAGGCAAUUAUCCACCCAAUGUCGAUAAUAAGGAAAAAUCACGAUUACGAGCAAAUAAAGCCAAUUAUUAUUUACAAGAUGAUAAAUUAAUGGUCAAUGGGAGAGAAGUUGUAUCUAAUAUAGAUUUACAAUUGAAAAUAUGUCAAUUGACUCAUGAAGAAAAUGGACAUCUGGGGAUUAAUCGAACAACUACAUUAAUCAGUCAAAAAUAUCAUUGGAUAAGGAUUAAAGAAACAGUGGCAAGAGCAUUAAAAUUAUGUCAAGAAUGUAAGAAUAAUUCACUUCAGGCAAAGGAAGAAUUUUUAAAUCAAUCCAAUAAAAGAAUUAAAUUACAAAAGAAAACAAGCAACAAUGAUACGCCAAUGCCAUUAUUAGAUAAUCGACAAUUUGAACAGGCAGUAAUUCAAGCAAAACAACGACUAAAUGAUCCAAAUGGUGUAUCUUAUGCUGAUGUAGCUAGAUCUGCUAUUGAUGAUGAUUCACAAAUCCAAUCAAAACAACAAAGCAUACAUCCUGAAGUUAAAAAAUAUGAUAAAUUGUCCAAUAGUAAUCAAACCCUGUCAGUCGAUCCAUCAGUUAGAACUUACUACUAG
Candida albicans SC5314 is the source of this 1410-nucleotide messenger RNA. It is a transcript of the gene SPT10, whose product is annotated as Spt10p. The record is from RefSeq and is a predicted model, not a curated record. The transcript has a single exon. Bases 1 to 1410 code for a protein of 469 amino acids. Gene Ontology annotation, molecular function: acyltransferase activity, transferring groups other than amino-acyl groups. Lineage: Eukaryota; Fungi; Ascomycota; Pichiomycetes; Serinales; Debaryomycetaceae.